AAACAUUGAACACUACUAUCACUACCACUACUACUGCUAUCGACAACAACAACAACAACAACAACAAUACCAACGAUAAGAUUGGGUUAAACCUCUUCAGCAAAACAAUCAAUCAAUCAAUCAAUUGUCUGAUUAUUACCACUACUUUGUGAAUCGGGUGUAGUGACCAAAACAAACAACCAAUCAAAUUAUGGCCGACGCCGAAGCCAAAGGACAACAAUAUUUAGCCGAAGCCCAGAAAAAACUUCGGUCUUCGCAGGGAUUCUUCGGCGGUCUACUCGGCGGCGGUUCCCGUCAGGACGAAGCUAUUGAACUGUAUGUGAGAGCGGCCAACAGUUUCAAGAUGGCCAAGAAGUGGAACGCGGCCGGCAGUGCAUUCUGCGAGGCGGCUGUCCUGCACUUGAAGAGCGGCAACAAACACGACUCUGGUUCGGCCUUUGUCGACGCCGGGAAUUGUUUCAAAAAGGCCGACCCCCAGGAAGCGGUCAACUGUAUUAUGAAAGCCAUCGAAAUCUAUACGGAUAUGGGCCGGUUUACUAUUGCGGCCAAACACCAUAUGACUGUUGCGGAAAUCUACGAAACCGAGUGCGUGGACAUUGAAAAAGCGUUGACACACUACGAACAGGCGGCCGAUUACUAUAAGGGCGAAGAAUCCAAUACUAGCGCCAACCGAUGUCUGUUGAUUGUUGCCCGAUAUGCUGCCCAACUGGAACAGUACCAAAAGGCAAUCGAUAUCUACGAAUCGGUAGCCAAUUCAUCGAUUGAGUCGCCACUGUUGAAGUAUGCGGCCAAAGAUUAUUACUUUCGGGCGGCGCUGUGUCACAUGUGUAUCGAUUCGUUGAACGCUCAGAUGGCCGUCAAAAAGUACGAAGAAAUGUAUCCGCAGUUUACCGACGCCCGGGAAUGUAAACUAAUUAAACAGUUGUUGGAAAAGCUCGAAGAGGCCGAUGUGGACGGCUUUACGGCUGUCAUACAGGACUACGACUCGAUUUCACGACUGGAUCAAUGGUUUACAGCCAUACUAUUGAAAGUUAAGAAGCAAAUAGAGUCAGAUUCGGAUAUGAAAUAAUAAUAAGAGAUCCAAACCGUGUGUGUGUCUAUGUGUCGGAUCUCAUAUCAAAAGUAGAUUAAAAUAUAUAUAUAAUUAUAUAUAUAUA
Messenger RNA from Oppia nitens, 1157 nucleotides. RefSeq names its product alpha-soluble NSF attachment protein-like (gene alphaSnap). Gene Ontology annotation, cellular component: SNARE complex; vacuolar membrane. Gene Ontology annotation, molecular function: soluble NSF attachment protein activity; syntaxin binding. Gene Ontology annotation, biological process: SNARE complex disassembly; intracellular protein transport. Lineage: Eukaryota; Metazoa; Arthropoda; Arachnida; Sarcoptiformes; Oppiidae. The coding region runs from base 191 to 1069 and encodes 292 amino acids. The record is from RefSeq and is a predicted model, not a curated record. The transcript is spliced from 4 exons.